This is a messenger RNA of Lottia gigantea (owl limpet), 318 nucleotides long. RefSeq lists its product as hypothetical. The annotation marks the transcript as partial. NCBI's taxonomy places the organism in Eukaryota, Metazoa, Mollusca, Gastropoda, Lottiidae. The record is from RefSeq and is a predicted model, not a curated record. The transcript has a single exon. Gene Ontology annotation, biological process: cell differentiation; anatomical structure morphogenesis; regulation of transcription by RNA polymerase II. Gene Ontology annotation, molecular function: DNA-binding transcription factor activity, RNA polymerase II-specific; RNA polymerase II cis-regulatory region sequence-specific DNA binding.
AUGUCCAAGGAUAUGGUUAAACCACCGUACAGUUACAUCGCUCUCAUUGCAAUGGCAAUACAAAGCAGUCCUGAGAAGAAAGUAACAUUAAAUGGUAUUUAUGCAUUUAUUAUGGACCGAUUCCCAUUCUAUAGAGAAAAUAAACAAGGUUGGCAGAACUCUAUUCGUCAUAAUUUGUCUCUGAAUGAAUGUUUUACUAAAAUUGCUCGAGAUGACAAGAAACCAGGAAAGGGAAGUUACUGGACUCUGGAUCCCGAUAGUUAUAAUAUGUUCGAUAAUGGUAGUUACUUACGAAGAAGGCGUCGUUUUAAAAAGAAG